Molecule: messenger RNA, 1560 nt
Organism: Williopsis jadinii
Lineage: Eukaryota; Fungi; Ascomycota; Saccharomycetes; Phaffomycetales; Wickerhamomycetaceae
Gene: ZRT3
Product: Zn(2+) transporter ZRT3
Exons: 1
Coding region: 1-1560 (519 amino acids)
Biological process (GO): zinc ion transmembrane transport
Cellular component (GO): membrane
Molecular function (GO): zinc ion transmembrane transporter activity
Source: RefSeq, a predicted model, not a curated record
AUGAGCUGGCCAGCGUUGCAUGAUUUCUUCGAGGAGCACCAGGGGUGGGUUCUGGCCUUCUUAGGGUCGCUUAUGGGCAUUAUUGGAGCGUCGUCUAUAUACCUUGAUGUGCUGAUACAUUUCUUCAAUAGGAAGUCUACAUUCACCAUCAAGGGGGAAGAGAGAGUGCUGAUCUACGGCUUCAGUAUGAGUUCAGGGUGCUUGACGCUGACGAGUUUGUACCGCCUGCUUCCUGAGUCCUUUAGCUACUUUGAAAAGUCUAUGGAGAAGGAAAAGGGCAGGUUCACACCGAGCUUCUGGGUCAUGGUGUUCUUCAUUGGAGGGACGGUGUUUUGUCUGGUGUUUAACAGCCUGGUGCAUUACAUGACUAGUGAGAGUAUUGUGCACUGUAACCACGGUGGGGACGGAGAUGAGCACACGCACAGCCAUGCGGACACAAGUGAUGGAUCUAUCUCACCAUUGUCGACGCAGCACCACUCACACUCACACUCGCACUCACACUCACAUUCACACUCACACUCACAUUCCCAUUCAAGUUCUUCUGCCAAUAGCUCCGACGAUAAAGUCCCAACUCCGAACACAGGACCUUUAGAUGAGGAACAGAUUAUCGAGUACCACGGGUUGCAGGGCCCAACAAUGAACAGUUAUUUCGAUGACGUUGAUUAUCCAACCGAGGAUACAGCGUUGAUUCGUCCCCAGUUAGAACACAAGAGGUCUCUCUUUGAAGCUGCUAUCGACAAGAUCACCCUGGGAUCACAUAACGCACAUGAAUGUACUGGUAUUAAUGAUACAAACUGUGUUGGCUAUCCAACGUGUGUCACACAAGAGAUUAAGAAUAAAGUCUCAAACGAUAUCCAUCAUCUGGAUUUCUACAGGGGGUUGCAGAUCAACAAGUCUAUGAGUUCACUUGUUGCAUAUACACAACCACCAUCAACAAAUGUGAUGAGACGCCAGGCGUCUAUACCAGGUCUGCCACCUGUGCAGAUUCCUCAAGACAUCACGCUCUCGAGUGAACCUAAUUUGGAUUUGCACGCUUCCCAUAAGGAUGAUCACCAUCAUCAGAUCAACACUCCUGUAUCCAAGCUAUUGAGCAUUGGAUUACAGACUUGUCUUGCUCUAACAUUACACAAGCUACCAGAGGGGUUCAUCACGUAUGCCACAUCUGAGGCCAACCCAUCCUUGGGAAUCGCCAUUUUCCUUUCACUUGCCAUACACAACAUCAUUGAAGGGUUUAGUAUGACGUUACCGUUAUACCUGGCGUUGGAUUCGAGGACCAAAGCAUUUGGUGCAUCGGCAGUGCUGUGCGGCUUCAGUCAACCUGUUGGUGCACUCCUGGCGUUCCUAGUAUUGAGAGGACGUGUUCUUGAAGAUGAAGGCUCCAUGUUUGUCUUCGGGUCUCUGAUUGGCGUGACUUCAGGGUUCCUAAUCAUCGUUGCUAUGCAGAUGUUUUCAAGUGCCAUUCAGUUUGGCGGGUCUGCCAGUCAAGUGAUGAAGUGGAGCGUCUUCGGAAUGUUCAUCAUUCUUGUAACUGCUACAAUGACGGAAUUUGGCAAUUCCUGA